AUGCAGGGCACAGACGUCCUGGUUCUGCUGCGGGUUUGGAACGCUGAACUCGAGCGAAACGCAUCGUGGCUCACACAGCCUCAGGGUGCUCCGGCUGUACCCAAGUCGGAGGGUGAAAGUGUGGCUGCAGCUCACGCAAAGUACGGCUGCCGAGAACCGGGAGUACACGGCGUACAACGUUCGAGUGAAGGUUGUGGAACGCGGCCUGCGGAAUUCCCGCGAAGGACGUGGCGGAACGAGUGCGGCGCGCUCGGUGGUGGUGGACUCGGGUCGGCGCUUACCACGGCAAUCACGGAACAGAAUGAACGUAGUGAAUCUGUGGUGUUUCAGCAAAUCAAUUCACAACGCCAGUCCGAGGGCUUGGCUCGGGUAAAAGCGGACUCGGGAACGCGUACGCGACCGGGGAAAGCUGCUACUGUUGCUGCAGCGACCAGUGGACGUCGCACGCCGCGUGCAGAGACUGAGCGUCUGACAGCGUACCAAGAGCUGAAGACUGAAAGCUAUACUUCCCCGAGCGCUACGCGAGUACCACUCUCCAGACAAAUUUUGAGUGCAUUGCGUAGCCAUGUGAAAGCGAUCCCGAUGUCUGACGUUCAUCGAUCCCAUCGCAUGAGAUUUCUGCGCCUCUCCAGGGUGCCGCCAUGCCCAUUAAAGUGCAAGACAGAGGAUCUACCGUGGAAUAUGGGCAUCGAGAGAGCGCUUUGCACGACCGAGUCCGGUUUGGUGAUGCCGCCCGUGGAACCACGCGACAGGGAAGCAUUGGGCAGCCCGGAACAGCGCUGGAACUCCAGCGAAUCGUAUCCUCCCUUGACAUAUCGCACGGUACGGGAUCCCCAGGUACAAGAGCGAUCCAGUUCUGUUGCUGAUGCUCGUCGUCGAGUGGUACCGCCGCGGGCAGACUCUGCGGCGGAGUCGCCCGAGGGCCUCUGCGGUCACAGUGCGCCGCUUCUUGCGGAUGAUUCGAAGCCGUCUCGACGGGAGAUUGCACCGGAGUCCUCGCAUUUCCAGAGAGAGCGGAUAGAUUUCAUCCACGAGUAUAAUGGUGCGCAUGGUGUAGAUGGAGCAUGUGUCGGUGGCUGCCUUGGGCUAGAAAGAGCACGCGGCCACGUGACUGUUACUGGAAGAGAGCAUCCGGGGAUUGCGCCUCGACCAAUUCCUGGAGAGAACAACCCGUGCAAACGCCGCCGCAUGGCGGAUGACCUUGCGCAAUCCAAAUGUCACCGACUCGGAGACAUGCUCGGUAAUCGUUACCUCUUUAUGGAUGCCAUGGACGCAGAAUUGCCGCGGUACAUCCUGCUGCUUCCCCUUUUGGCCCGAGUGUUGGCCGUAUCGUGCCCCGGUCUCCACUGCGUGGUGCAGUUUCCGCUCAAGUGGCAACUGGAUUUGGCCAUGAUACAGCGUUCGUGGUCCGUUGGAGAGGGAAACGCCGGUGAUCGCUCGGGCACCAUCACAUCCCAAAUCGAAGGAGAGAACCGGCAUCGAGCGUGCGUUCCCAAGAGUUGUACACCGGGCAUUUGGCGGGCGCCAAGCCAGCAUGCAAGGGCACGAGGAGCAGCUGCACCAACCUGCAGUGCAAGACGAUCAGCAGUGCCGCAGCCAAACGAUUCCGAACGCUCGCCGGACACGGCAUCAUUCCAAGAAGCGCUGAUGAAUGCUCUACUUUUACGUGGCUGGCAGCUGCUUGUAUUGCCAGCCUCAGAUUCGGAAUCGCCACAAGCAGACACGGCAACACUCUCCCUCGCUCAGGUUCAUCCACAUAGCUGGCGGGUAUCCAGUCUACAGGAUGGCCAGCUGCUUAGCGGUUGGCGACGAAAUGAUGGAGCACCAUGCGAGCCACCGUCUCGCUUGCCGUCUUCUGUGUGGAGGCGAGUUCAGAAAUUACGCACACGAAUCGGGGGCUUCGGCGCGGAGGUCUCGGCUCCGGACGCCGGAUGGUCAUACGCUUCGCAUUCGAAGCACACCGGCAUUCUGAGCUGUGAUAAUGUCGCUCAACAUGUAAGGCCCAGCUGUGCCGACGACUUGAGAUUCUACGUCGCGUACGAUAACGGCUCGUCGGUAGAGCUGGUGACCUGCGCCGAUCCAGUGCUCUACGGUGUGCGCAAAUCCCGUGUGAACGGUUGCCAGCCAGUGCUGGUUUUUUGUUUCAAUCAGCAUCAUGCUAGUAUUGAGCUUGCCGAUCUCGUGCUCCCGCUGACCGAAAGCGUAUAUGCGCACGCUCCUGCGUGCGUACCACGUGCGACACGUUUGCCAUCACAGCCUAGGCGGUUGCCUUCAAAGGGCAUGCGUUCCCAUGAGAAUGUUCUUGUCGUCGAUAUUGGUGCACAACCCGUGGAUAUGCGGAUGGCAUUCGACGCCCAUCGGGAAUCGACUGCUUCGACGAAAUCUUCCGCAAAUUCGACUCCGUCUGAAGCGUUGAUCACGGAAAAUCCCGACACAGAUACCGAAAGAAAGAUGGAAACCGCUGCGGAUCGUCAGAGUCCGUGUUUUAACGGCGAUAUACCAUCGCGUGGAGGCCCCGAUCUGCUCGACCCUGCACGUCGAGCGCAGAGCGCAGAUCACGGUCCAUUAUUGGCCGCAGACGAGCGCCUCGACCAUGCGCACAUGGAACGUGUUCAUUUUGAUGGGAAUCCCAACGAGGAUGUGUCGGCAGUCGCGAGCGGACAAGAGUCCAGGCCUGUGCAGCCGCGCUCCGACCAUCACCGCAGUUCUACGCAAGAGCACGAUGCUGCGCUGCAGCGUACCUCUAUGGACUCCCAGCGCGCCGUACCCCAGGCUCCAGAUGUGCAUCGAGCGCAACGAAGCACCGAGACCCGCUUUGAGCAGUCCACCGGCUGCGUCUACAAACCAUCACUGGGCCAGGCGCUGAAUGACACAUUCACAACGUGCCGAAUGCGACGCACCUGA
Cyanidioschyzon merolae strain 10D is the source of this 2904-nucleotide messenger RNA. RefSeq lists its product as hypothetical. The transcript has a single exon. The record is from RefSeq and is a predicted model, not a curated record. The coding region runs from base 1 to 2904 and encodes 967 amino acids. NCBI's taxonomy places the organism in Eukaryota, Rhodophyta, Bangiophyceae, Cyanidiales, Cyanidiaceae.